Molecule: messenger RNA, 5779 nt
Organism: Astyanax mexicanus (Mexican tetra)
Lineage: Eukaryota; Metazoa; Chordata; Actinopteri; Characiformes; Acestrorhamphidae
Gene: prlra
Product: prolactin receptor a
Exons: 9
Coding region: 282-2117 (611 amino acids)
Biological process (GO): cytokine-mediated signaling pathway
Cellular component (GO): signaling receptor complex; external side of plasma membrane
Molecular function (GO): cytokine binding; cytokine receptor activity
Source: RefSeq, a predicted model, not a curated record
CACAGCCAAUAGAGAGUAAGCAGUGACCGUUGUCAUAGCAAAGCCCCUCCUUUUCAGACCGGUUGUGCAGGAGGAGCUCUGCUGUUGGGCAGUGUGUGUGUGUGUGUAAGGGUGUGUGAGAGUGUGUGAGAGUACAGGAGCUGAGCUGUGGAGCUCCGGCGGGGUUUCAGUGCGGAUGAACCGGGGCUGAUUACUCUCUCAGCGGGGUAAAUGCAGCUCUGCACCUGAGAGGAGAGGAGAUCAUAGAGGGGGCAGGAGAUUUUUGUCAGGAGUCAGCCAGCAUGGGGAUCUCCUCUGGACCAAAGCCAUUUCUCACAGUCGGCGUCCUCUUCAUCUUACUGUCACCAGCAACAGGUUUCAGUGCUCCAGGCCGACCAAGGGUCAUCAACUGCCGCUCACCUGAGAAGGAAACGUUCACCUGCUGGUGGGAGCCAGGAGAUGACGGUGGUCUUCCCACCACCUACGCCCUCUAUUACCGCCUAGAGGGCUCAGAGACGAUAUAUGAAUGCCCAGAUUAUAAAACAGCAGGAGAAAACUCCUGUUUCUUCAGUAAGAACGACACGUCACUGUGGGUCGACUACAACAUCUCAGUGGUGGCCAGUAACGACAUGGGCAAGAGCGUGUCGGAGCCAGUGGAGGUGGAUGUGGUUUAUAUAGUUCAGCCCAACACUCCAGAGAGUGUGAUGGUUUCAGUGCUGGAGGAUAAUCAUGGUCCUUACCUGCGAGUGGACUGGGAGAAACCUCAGUCAGCAGACACUCGCUCCGGCUGGAUCACUCUCGUCUACCAACUACGAGUCAAACAGGCCAAAGACGAGACCUGGGAGGAGUAUGAUGCCGGCAUGCAGAAGUACUACAAUGUCUUCAGUCCGCACUCCGGUAAAGAGUACAUGGUGCAGGUUCGCUGUAAACCGGACCACGGCUUCUGGAGUGAAUGGACCACUCCGGUCUACAUCCAGAUGCCCGACUACAUGCCCAAGGUGCGAUCCAUGUGGAUAAUGGUGGCAGUUAUCUCAGCCUUCCUCAUCCUCCUCUUCGCCUGGACGAUGAACGUUAAGCAAAACAGUGUGAAACACUGCCUGCUGCCUCCUGUUCCCGGACCAAAGAUCCAAGGUUUUGACCAACAACUGCUCAAGAAUGGGAAGUCAGAAGAGAUGUUUAAUGCCCUGGUCAUCCCAGGUUUCCCUCCAACCAGCACCUAUGAAGACCUGCUGGUGGAAUAUCUGGAGGUUUAUGACGAUGAAAAGCGGGAGCUGGUUCUGAACGAGAAGAACCUUAUUGAGGGUUCGAUGAAGUCCAAGAGCACGUCGUCAGACAACGACUCCGGCCGGGGCAGCUGCGACAGCCGCACUCUGUUGAUGGAGAAGUGUGUGGACGAGAGCGGAACAGAGCAGGAGCUCAGCCAGUAUGGAGAAGCAAGCUGGGCUUCUUCUGACAGUGAGGGCAGGGACAAUCCUGCUUCUCCAGGGCUGGAGGACGGUAAGGUCCAGAUGUGGCCUUCUGUUUUCUCUUCUCCACAGUCACACAACUUCCAACAGCAGCAUCCAGGAGGCUUGAGAGCAUCUCAUCACAGCGUACCAGAGAUUUCAUGUGUAUCUCCACAAGUCCAGACUUGUUGCGGUCAGCAGGACCAGUUGGAAGGCUUUCAGUUCAGCAAGCCUGGGUUAUAUCGGUACGCUCAGAUGUACAGCAUGGACACCAUCGAGUGCAAGCAUGUAGCUCAAGAACCCCAGUCCCAAUCCCAAUCUCAAUCCCAGUCUGCAGAAUACGUAGAGGUACAAACGGUCAACCAAGAGAAUGUCCUACUCGUCACGCCCCUCUCUAACCCUGAAGGACCAAACCCAGAGCUCUCAGACUUCAGCGGUGAGGACUACAGCAAAGUCCGGGAUGUGACCUCCGAUAACGUCUUGCUACUGCAGAGGGAUCUGAGCGUGUCGCAGUUUGUGGGGGAUUACUGCCAGGAUCAAAUUGGGCAGGUUGACCCUUGUUUCUUGCAGCAGCAACAGCAGGAACAAACCUGUAAACUCAACGCCCAUCUCCAUCACCCCGCUUCCGCGCUACAGGAAGACAUGAGGUUGGCUGGGAAUGGUUAUGUAGAUACAACUAUGAUGAUGUCCUAACCUCAGACAGCUUAAUAGCAACUGUUGGAUUGUUGCUAUAUAGCCCAGAGUACCUUUGGCUGGUCCCCUGGUCCCUUGGACUCUUGGUUCCUUAAACUCUUGGUCCUAGAGUACCGUACCCUAGAGUACAGUCUUGCGCAAUUGAGUGUCAACCAAUAUCACCUCAUGAAGGGCUUGUCUUUAGUGGAUCAGAUGAGUCAUGAGUAUGGAAAAAUAUGUGGGACAGCAGUUCUAGAAGAUCAAUCGAAGGAAGGGUUGGGAAAGACAAAAAACAGGGGGACAAAAUAGGACAUCCUACAACCCAAACCCAGGUUCUGUUUAGCGCAGAGUUGUUUUUUGCCUGGAAGUAACCAGGGAUUUAUCCCUUCACAAGUUGUACCAAGCUUUACCAAGAAGUUCUGUUCUGGUUCCUCUGAAACCUGAUUUGGUGGCACUUGGAUCUCACUCUGAAUCUGACUCUUGAUUUCUUGAUUAUUCACACCAUUGAAUCUCUACUGGGAUUAGUAAGUACAAGAAGUCUUUGUAUGUGAACUGAACCCUUGACACACUCCUUGAUGGUUCAGUGGUGUUCCAUGGUGGUUCAAUUAGGAGCUGAAGAGAUACAUUAAAGCUACAGAAUUAAGCUGCUCAUUUGAGGAACAUCUCAAAAAUUGUGUUUUUGAUGUAGGACAGAAAGUAACUAAGCACCAAGUAGAACCACCUUUGGUACCAUCUGCCUUUUGUUUAUAGGGCAAACCUCUUUGGUAUCAGAUAGAACGCUUCGUAUCUCAUUGAGGUAUGGAUUUAAUCCCUAAAGCCUGGUCUAAAAUUCAUUUUAAAAUUCAAUUGAAGUGAAUUUUUUUUGUUUUGCAUUUAUUAUGGGAAACAUUCUGAGGAUCAAAAAAGGUAGAACUUCACUGUGGCACUUAACCCAGUUUGAACCCAGACAUUAUUAUUGUUCUGAUGCACUGGAUCACUGCCGUAUUAUACUGUAUGCUGUGUAAAUGUAUUGAACACCAAACAAUUAUAGGAUAGGGGACAUAUCUUUUACAUCUAUUCUUAAAUUUCUGCUUUAAUCUGGAUUACAGUCUGGAUUACACUGCACACAAGUGAAAUUACAGCUCACAAUCUAAUGGUCAGUCAUUUCCUUUUAUACCUCUACAGUUAUUCUAUAGUUAAAUCAUAGCACAAUGCACUAUAUUCACCAUGUUAAAUGGUUAAAGAUCUAAGAAUCUAUAGUAUGUAUUCAUAGCAUGGCUACAGUUCAUAUAAUUAACUGAUAUUUUGUAUUACUAUUACUCUUAAUCAAUUCUUCAUCAAAAAAUAGGAGAUGUAGUACUACAAACCCUACAAAGUACAUAUUAAGGACUUAAGUAUAUUUUUUUACAAAUCAGCCAUAACAUUAAAACUGCUGCUAAAUGUUGAGAUGACGAGAUGAACCAAACUGUAAAACUGUGAUGGUGCUAGAUAACAGGGUCAGAGUAUGGUGUUUUCCCAUAAUUCAGUGGUACCUACCAAACAAGCCAGUUCAUGCAGGUUGCCAUCAGCUGCCGGAGCCCCGAGAGAGCACAAUUGGCCUUGCUCUCUUUCCCCUCAUCACUCCUAGGGUGAUGUCGAUUAGCACAAGGCAUCUGCUAACCAGUCUACUCAUAUCUUGUUGCCAUAUAUUGCAAAACAACACCUUCAGAGGUCUUGUGGAGAAGUCCGAGCCCUACCCUCCAAAAAUAACAAAAUCUAAAAUUUCAGCAAGUAAAAGUAUUUCAUUUAUUUGAUUUUUAAUUUUUGUUUUUUUAGUAGAAUUUUAAGUGUAAGAUUAGUCUCAAUUAGAAUUUUCACCUUUUUUUUAACAGUCAAGUAAAGCCAAUUUUAAAAUGUCAAAUCAAGGAUUUUUACUUGGUUUAAGUCUUACUUUAAGGGUUUUAACAUUUUAAGAAUGACCUUAUUUUAGGAAGUCUUAAUUUUAAAAAUGUGUUUUUCAAUUGGCAAUUUUUUAAGCAUAUGCUCAAUUUUUGUGUAUAAAAAAUUUAUUAUUUUAGUUUUUGCCAUUGGAUUUUGUGUAGUAAAUGGACCUACACAAGUUUAAGCACAUGGUUUUAAUGUUAUGACUGAUUGGUUAAUACCGGUUUAUACAGGGUGUCUCAAAAGUAAGGAAACACAAAUAUUAAAGGAAUAAAACAGGUUGGCAGUCGUUGAAUAUAUUUUAGACUAUAGGAAACAUGACCUUACAAGUUUCACCUUUUAAAUCGUUUUAUAUGGGUGUAUCAUUUUAUAUGGGUGUGUCCAUACGUUUAAGACUCUUAACCAAAACAUUUCUUUUUCAAUAUAGAAGAGGAAAAUAUGAUUAACUGUAUAUUUUUUUAAUAAUUUAACCACUGUCUAAUCUCACAACUCUCACAUUCUUUACAGUUGUUGUGCAGCACUAAUGUUAGUGUUUGGACAUGUGCGGACCUGUAGUGCCAUGUUUAAACAGCUCCUAAUGAAUAGGAAAAUAUAUAUAGCUAUAGGAACUGAAUGGUGGGUUUAAGCCGAACACUAGAACUACUUUAGCACUACUGAGUACCCCUGCACCCAAUCCUGUGUCCCAAUCGUAUACUGAACACUACAGUCACUACAAAUACACUCCAAAAAUCAUAGAAAGUAUAUCUUAGCGAGUGAAAUCCUGUGAAAUGUAGUAAAUAUAAGCAAUAUUUCUAACUUUACGUAUGAUUUACAUAAAAUGAUUAGAAUUAUUUCUAAAAAAAAUUGUCCUACAUGAAUGAACGGCUUAGUUUAGGAAAGAACAAAUACAUUCCAUAGGUUAAAUUACUUAAAACAAGGAAAACUACAUUGAAAAUAAGUUAAAUAUUCUUAUUCAAUUCUUAUUACAAUACAGCAAAAUGAGAAAUUUUAGAUAUUUAAGCUUAAAGACCUUAAAGACACUCCAGAAAAGACUUGCAUGUACAUUUUAGCUUAAUAUUCAGUUUAACCCUUUCAGAACUGAUUUAUGUUCCUGUGAUGAAAAAAAAAUAAGAAAAAUGCUGUUUUCUGUCUGUAAUGCACUCCAAAAAUAUAUAUGCAUAUUAUUUGUAUUUUUAUGCUAAUUGUAGUGUAUUCGUAUAUUUAACAUUGGUAUUUUUAUUAAAUUUUAUAACUUUUAUAUAACUUUUUUAUUUCACAAAUCAUCCCUAAGCAGUAAAAAUAACUUAGCAUAACUCGUAAUAUGAAUUUUCUAUUUUGUCCAAUGCAGUGGGCGGGGCUAAGCUGCUCUUUGAUUGGCUGAAAAAUGCCAAUUCUGUUGGACAACAAGGCAGGCCUCAAUCUGUGUUAAAUGCAUAUUAAAUGAAACAGAUGUUGUUCAUUGCAAUGGCCUCAGGCUCUGAAAGGGUUAAGAUCUGCCUCAACCUUUAAAACUAACUUAUAUAGGCUAAUAUAUACUUUAAAAACAGUUCAAUGGAUGGAUGGAAGUAGUGUUUAGUGUACAUUUUGGGUCUAAGAAUGUGAAACAUUCAGGAAAUUGGGAUUAAAAUAUUGUCCUGAAUAAAAAAAAAUUGCCUUGAAGACACGACUCUCAGGUGGAGACUUUGAUGCUCGCUCUGAAUGUAUGUAUAUACUGUAAAUACUGCAGCUAAACUCCUGAGGGAGCACUGAUUGUUGGCACUGUGACAAACAAACCAAGUAAAAUAAAACCUGUGUGAUUUUAUGAA